Messenger RNA from Symbiodinium pilosum, 3542 nucleotides. NCBI's taxonomy places the organism in Eukaryota, Dinophyceae, Suessiales, Symbiodiniaceae. The record is from the annotation of a GenBank genome assembly.
GACGAGGAGAUCUCCAGGAAGCUCCUUCGCCGGAGUGCUUUGUCGGCCGGUGAACAGGCCCUGAGAAGGCAGCUGCAGGCAGACCAGCCUGACCCAGACAACCACCACGCGCAGUCUUCUGUUACAAGGCGGGUCAGCACUGCGAGGCAGCAGUGGCAGAAGGAGGAGCAGUACAACGACCUCACGGCAGCGAUUCUCAGAAGCCUUAAGGUCCCGUUCAAGGACUUCUUCAUCGAAAAGCACUUCAACGAGGUCACCCAGGCCAAACGAGCGAGAGCAGGCUUCGUCGUCGACCUCUACGGCCCGGUUCGCGGCUUCUUCUUCGGCGCGACCGUCGACAGUUUUGACUACAAGUUCUGGCGGCCCGAGCUCAUCAAGCAGGACUUCCGGAUCUUCUGGCAGAUUCUCCGGGGCGACUUCGAGCUGAGCCAGCUCUACCUGUUCGAGGGCUGGAACGGAGAACGGCCGGAGACCUCAUGGAAACCGCUCCUUCGAGACCUGGAGCUGUGGGAGGCGGUGACGGACCUCCCAAAGGCCAAGAGGGGAGUCAAGCUUGUUCAGGCCCUUAGCGGGCCCGCUAAGGAGGCCGUGCAGUCCUUGACGGUCAGCGACCUCAUCGCCGAGGACGGGCUGAAGAAGGUCACGAAGGCGCUCAAGGAUGCCUUUGCUCCAUAUCAGGAGACGGCGCUUCCGAGGGCAAUGGAGUCUGCUAUCUUCGGGGCAGCACGCUCGCACAAGGAGAGUCUGCCCGAGUACAUUGUUAGAUUCCAGCAGGCGCAGGCCACCUUGAGGUCUGAGGGCGUCGACCUUCCGAACAAAGCAGCGGGCUACCUUCUGUAUCGCCAAGCCAAUUUGGACCGCGAUUCAGAGGCAAAGCUCACCACUUGGCUGCAAGGCACGUUCUUUGGAGAGCAAGAGCCAGAGCAAGACGAGGAGGACGAAUGGCCAGAGGAUGGCGACGACUACUUCCCGGUCUGGGACGAGGCCCAGGACAGCGUCGAACCGGACGAGAACGACGUCAUCGACGAGGAGGACCUGGUGGACGUGCUCGCCAGCUACCAGGACGUUCGGCAGGCCUUGAAGCAGACCAGGAAUGUUAGAGGCUUCUACCCCCCGCGCUUUCCAGGCGCAAAGGGCAAGAAGGGCCACGGCAAGGGAAGCUCCUUUGGUCCAGUCCCUGGAAAGGGGAAAGGUCCCGUGACGGAGUUUUUCACCGAGAGCGUUCCAGAUGCAAAAGUGUCCUUCUUGACUUCAGACCACAGCAGUGCAGAUGUGCCGUUCGUGGGUGUCAUAACUUCGAGUGCGGAAGCCAUUGUAGACACUGCAGCGCAAGAAGGUCUGAUAGGUCGUCCCGCUCUUCUUCGUCUUUUCGAGGCGCUUAGGAAGUUUGGGCUGAAAGGGCGGUGGACGGGUGAAGCUUCGGAGGCACGGGGCAUCGGAGGCGCGGCCAAGACCUUGGGGGUCGUGGAAGUUCCUGUGGGCAUAGGGCGCGUUCCGGGAGUUGUGGCGCUUACGGUGGUGACCGAAGAUGUCAUCCUACAGUCAGCGUUCUUGACUUUGGACAUGGUGCUGGCCGCCACGGACAAGGGGCAAGCAUACCGCAACUACUUGGAGAGCAAGAAGCCCACGGCCAUGACGCCGCUGGGCAUGGCUUCGGGCAGCUUCCUGGAGUUCGAGCGAGCCGAGGAGAACCUGACCUUAAUGGAGACUCAGGUCGGCGACCUCGACCAGACGACCCAGAACUAUGUCCGGGCGAUGAUAUCAGAGUACCGAAGGCUGAAGCUGUACGAGGAGGAGACAAGGCACCAGUCCAGGACCUUUGCAAGCAAGCAGAACCGGACCGAUUGGGAGAAAGCAGCAAGCAACCUCAAGGCGACGGCCAUCGAGUUGAACAAUUACCAGGCCAUGCUUGUGGUGCAGAGGAACCAGGAUGUGAAGGACCCGCUGGACGGCAUGACGACCAAGAGGGGUAAGGUCCUGAAGCGCGCAUCGCCAAACGUUCUCGAUUGCUGGAUCAAAGAGCGGCAACCUUUCUGCGAGGACUAUGUCGUGGCGUACAUCGUUCUGAACGAGCCGAAUCUCGUCAUCGGUGCCGAGUUCCCGGAGAACUACGCAGAGGCCGACUCGAAUGUGCUGGCGCAGGCGGUCAAGAACUACUUGAUCGAAAGCUUUCCUCCUGUCCCCAAGCUAAGGCUGAAGCUAAACGGCAUCACAGAGUUCGAGGCCUGGAAGCUGAUGGAAAGCAAGAGGCCAGGCCACAUCAUUCUGGACGUCGGCAACGUGAGGAACAACCUGGACAUGGCGUGCAGGUUGGCCCGGCACCAGCACGGACAAGGAGGCACCUAUGCCAUGUACCUGGACCCAAAGCAGGGUCCCUACUUCGAGAAGCACCACGGCUGGCAGCAUGCCAUAAAGGAGCUGGGGGCCAGCUACGAGACCGCCAACGGCGCGACUGUCUUGCGGAGCAGGAAGAGGACGUCUCCGAAUGGGAGUGUCGAGGCCUUUCCGGUGGAGGUCGCGUCGCCAGAGCAGGAAGCAGGCCAAGAGGGCCAGGAUGAAAAUGGAGUCCAGGUGCAGGAGCCGACUUUGCGCGAGAAGGAGGCCAUCGAAAAGCUUCACCGCAACUUGGGGCACCCGAACAACAAGGAGCUGUCAAGAGUUCUUGCGUUGUCAAGGGCGAAGCCGCGCCUGGUGCGAUGGGCAGCUCAAGAGCAUUACUGCCCCAACUGCGCAGCCCAUGGAGUGCUUAUUGCCGACCAAGGAACAGAAUUCUUGGCAAACUUUAAGGCCAAGUGCUCUGACCUCGGCAUCGUCCUGCACACGAUCGGCGCCAGAGCUCCUCACCAACAAGGACGGACGGAACGCCACGGGGCGCUCUUUAAAGCAGUCUUUCAGAAAGCUGUUUGGGACUGCCCUCCUCAGGAUCAUCAUGAAUGGCGUCUUCUUCUCAGGGAGACCGAGGCUGCGAAGAACAAGUCCUUUAAUCGAUCGGGAUUCUCCCCGGUCCAGCGCAUGAUGGGCCACGCGCCGCGCACCAAUGGGGAAGUAAUGUCGGACGACAUUAUUGACCCAGCCUUUCUGGGGCAAGGACAAGAGAUGGAGAAACUUCUCUCGGCAAGGCGGGCGGCUCAGAAAGCCUUUGUGGAGAUCAACACGUCCGAGGCUGUGAAGACCGCGCUUAGAAGCAGGUCAAGGGUGCAUAGGCGCUUUGCUCCAGGGGAAGUUGUGUUCGUCUGGAGGUCUUGGAAAGAGAAGGGGGUGCUCAAACCCUCGUGGGUUGGCCCAGCUGUGGUUUUGAUGCCUGAAGGAGCCAAUGCCUAUGUCAACACGCAAGGCCGUCUCUGGAAAGUUUGCAACGAGCACCUGCGCCUUGGAACUUCAGACGAGGUCCGCGGCAUCGAGGCGGUGCACGAGGUGUUCGAGGACCUCAAGCAAAGGUUCGACAGGGCUGGCUCCAGGAUCAUCGAGGACCAUACUCAAGAUCCUCUUCCCGAGAGCCGCAAGAGGAUGGCCAAGUUGGAGAAACGGACCGAGAAGGACUG